UCCCAUGUUACGUGCGCCCCGGCGUCGAGUAGCUGUAGUGUUUGGAGUUUGGAAAUUACAUAAAAGUGAAAGUAUGAGCUCCGCGUCGUCAACGGAGAGCCACACACAAUACGGGUGGCUCAUGGACAGCGAGGCCACUUUGACACGCAUGUAUCUAGCGUUCACAAGACCGAACCUGGCGGGGGCCAGAACGUCCAAGGGCGCAGCUAAUCCAGGUCGGGCCUGACACAGAGCUGUCAGCGAGAGACGGCAGGGCAAAGCACAUACUGGCGCCAUCUUCUGGAAACUCGGAAGUGACGUUACUCAAAUAGUGAAAGAAAAAAGACCAUGUAUUUUUUCAACCGUGACCACCACUUCCCGAAGACAGCUGGCACUCCACUCGGCGACGGAAAGUUUCUGUGAGUAUGGCUUCCUGCGCUUCAUGCACUUUACUCAUGGAUAGGUUGGCUUUGCUAGAGAGCCGUGUCCGCCAGUUAGAGCAGUGUAAUUUCGUAACUUUAGAUGUUGCGGACACAUCUGCUAGCGUUAGCUGUAGCGAGCUAACUAGCCCAGCUUGUAGCAGCCCUAAUCGGCCUACAAGCUACGGUGUACCGGUUGAGACACAUAAUAGAUUUAGCCCUUUAGCUAGUCCUACACCCCAGUCUACCGGGCACCACACUUUAGUUAUAGGGGACUCCAUCACCCGAAACAUAAAGCUUAGCAAACCAGCCACAAUUAAGUGUAUUCCCGGGGGCAGAGCACCUGACAUUGAAGCUAAUCUUAGGGAGCUAACUCGCAACAGGUCUAGUAAGCACGUACGGCAGGCUAACCGCACCACUAGUUAUGCGAAUAUAGUAAUACACGUUGGCUCCAAUGACGUUAGGAUGAGACAAUCAGAGAUUACAAAGAGAAACAUAGCCAGGGCUUGUAAUCUCGCCAGAAAGAUGUCCAGGCAUCGAGUAAUUGUCUCUGGCCCCCUGCCUGGGAGAGGCAAUGAUGAGAGAUAUAGCAGAUUAGUCUCUCUUAACAGGUGGCUGGAUAGCUUCUGCAGACAACAGGGAUUUACGUUUAUUGAUAAUUGGCCCUCUUUCUGGGGCAAACCUGGCUUGCUGAGGAGAGACGGCCUUCACCCUAACCAGGAAGGCGCUAUCCUCUUGUCUCGGAACAUAGACUUCGCAUUGAGCCACAUUUGACUAACUGCACUAGAGCAAGCCCGGUCACAGGCAAUUACAGAGCCUGCUAGCCUGGGUAUGGAGUCAGUUAAGUUAGAACUAGCCAGCGCCAGGCUGGAUGAUCCCUGUACACAUAGCAAUUUUCGUAGAAUAAUACACAACUCACAAAAUGUUUUUUCUACUGUGUCUAUGACUUCGUCAGCGUUAGACAUGCGUUCUACUGAGGUGGCAAAUUAUGAUGCGUUCAGUUUAUCGCAGCGCCAAGUAGACAAUCUGAAAAUUCCCGUCAUAUCAAUUCCUAGAUAUGGUCGUAAUUAUUUUAAGUACACUGCGCAUAAUAAACGCAACAUUAUUAAUAUUGCUACUACGGAUAAUUUUAUCAACAACUCCUUAAAACAGCCCACUACCUAUAAUAUGGGCUUUCUAAACAUCAGAUCUUUGUCUCCCAAAACGUUAUUAGUCAAUGAGGUCAUUAGAGACAACAACCUUAGCGUCAUCGGUCUUAGCGAAACCUGGCUUAAACCAGACGAUUUUUUUGCGAUAAAUGAGGCAUCCCCUCCUAACUAUACGAAUGCGCAUAUUGCCCGUCACCUCAAAAGGGGAGGGGGUGUCGCACUAAUAUACAACGAAAACUUUAACUUUAGUCCUAACUUAAAUAAUAAAUAUAAAUCGUUUGAGGUGCUUUCUAUGAAGUCUGCCACACCUCUGCCUCUGUGCCUGGCCGUUAUCUACCGCCCCCCAGGGCCCUAUUCGGACUUUAUUAGUGAAUUCUCAGAGUUUGUUGCUGAUCUAGUGACGCACGCCGAUAAUAUAAUUAUAAUGGGGGACUUUAAUAUCCAUAUGAAUACCCCAUUGGACCCACCGUGCGUGGCGCUCCAGACUAUAAUUGAUAGCUGUGGUCUUACACAAAUAAUAAAUGAACCGACGCAUCGCAGCGGUAAUACGAUAGACCUAGUGCUUGUCAGAGGUAUCACCGUCUCCAAAGUUAUGAUACUCCCGUAUACUAAAGUAAUGUCCGAUCAUUACCUUAUAAAAUUCGAAGUUCAGACUCAUGUUCGGCAAGCUAAUAAUAAUAAUAACUGCUAUAGCAGCCGCAACAUUAAUGCUGCCACAACGACGACUCUUGCGGACCUACUGCCCUCGGUAAUGGCACCGUUCCCAAAGUAUGUGGGCUCUAUUGAUAACCUCACUAACAACUUUAACAACGCCCUGCGCGAAACCAUUGAUAGUAUAGCACCGCUGAAGUUAAAAAAGGCUCCAAAAAGGCGUACGCCAUGGUUUACUGAAGAAACUAGAGCUCAGAAAUUAUUAUGUAGAAAGCUGGAACGCAAAUGGCGCACGACUAAACUUGAGGUGCACCAUCAAGCAUGGAGUGAUAGUUUAAUAACUUAUAAACGCAUGCUUACCUUAGCUAAAACUAAUUAUUACUCAAAUCUCAUCCGCAUUAAUAAAAACGAUCCAAAAUUUUUGUUUAGUACAGUAGCAUCGCUAACCCAACAAGGGACUCCUUCCAGUAGCUCCACCCAUUCGGCAGAUGACUUUAUGAAGUUCUUUAAUAAGAAAGGAGAUUAAAGACAAUGCGUCCCAGCUACAACGGGGUUAUAGUAACACAGAUACGAUUGUAUAUACGGCGGAUACUGCAAAUAUCCAAAAUAGUUUCUCUCGUUUUGAUGAAAUAACAUUAGAAGGAUUGUUACAACGUGUAAAUGGAAUAAAACAAACAACAUGUUUACUUGACCCACUUCCUGGGAAACUUAUCAAGGAGCUUUUUGUAUUAUUAGGUCCAUCAGUGCUAAAUAUUAUAAACUUAUCACUUUCCUCGGGCACUGUUCCCGUUGCAUUCAAAAAAGCGGUUAUUCAUCCUCUCCUUAAAAGACCUAACCUCGAUCCAGACCUCAUGGUAAACUACCGACCGGUGUCUCACCUUCCCUUUAUUUCGAAAAUCCUCGAAAAAAUUGUUGCAGAGCAGCUAAAUGAGCACUUAGCGUUUAACAAUCUAUGUGAAACCUUUCAAUCCGGUUUCAGGGCAAAUCACUCGACUGAGACAGCCCUCGCAAAACUGACUAAUGAUCUAUUGCUAACGAUGGACUCUGAUGCGUCAUCUAUGUUGCUGCUCCUCGAUCUUAGCGCUGCUUUCGAUACCGUCGAUCAUAAUAUUUUAUUAGAGCGUAUCAAAAUACGAAUUGGUAUUUCAGACUCAGCCCUGUCAUGGUUUAACUCUUAUCUUACUGAUAGGAUGCAGUGCGUCUCCUAUAACAGUGUGACCUCGGACUAUGUUAAGGUAACGUGUGGAGUUCCCCAGGGUUCGGUCCUUGGCCCUGUACUCUUCAGCAUCUACAUGCUGCCGCUAGGUGACGUCAUACGCAAAUACGGUAUUAGCUUUCACUGUUAUGCUGAUGACACCCAACUUUACAUGCCCCUAAAGCUGACCAACACGCCGGACUGUAGUCAGUUGGAAGCGUGUCUUAAUGAAAUUAAACAAUGGAUGUCCGCUAACUUUUUGCAACUUAAUGCCAAAAAAACGGAAAUGCUGAUUAUCGGUCCUGCUAGACACCGACCUCUAUUUAAUAAUACAACUUUAACAUUUGACAACCAAAUAAUAAAACAAGGUGACUCUGUAAAAAAUCUGGGUAUUAUCUUCGACCCAACUCUCUCCUUUGAGUCACACAUUAAAAGCGUUACUAAAACGGCCUUCUUUCAUCUCCGUAAUAUCGCUAAAAUUCGCUCCAUUUUGUCCACUAAAGACGCCGAGAUCAUUAUCCAUGCGUUUGUUACGUCUCGUCUCGAUUACUGUAACGUAUUAUUUUCGGGUCUCCCAAUGUCUAGCAUUAAAAGAUUACAGUUGGUACAAAAUGCGGCUGCUAGACUUUUGACAAGAACAAGAAAGUUUGAUCAUAUUACGCCUGUACUGGCUCACCUGCACUGGCUUCCUGUGCACUUAAGAUGUGACUUUAAGGUUUUACUACUUACGUAUAAAAUACUACACGGUCUAGCUCCAGCCUAUCUUGCCGAUUGUAUUGUACCGUAUGUCCCGGCAAGAAAUCUGCGUUCAAAAGACUCCGGUUUAUUAGUGAUUCCUAGAGCUCAAAAAAAGUCUGCGGGCUAUAGAGCGUUUUCCGUUCGGGCUCCAGUACUCUGGAAUGCCCUCCCGGUAACAGUUCGAGAUGCUACCUCAGUAGAAGCAUUUACGUCUCAUCUUAAAACUCAUCUGUAUACUCUAGCCUUUAAAUAGACCUCCUUUUUAGACCAGUUGAUCUGCCGCUUCUUUUCUUUCUCCUAUGUCCCCCCCUCCCUUGUGGAGGGGGUCCGGUCCGAUGACCAUGGAUGAAGUACUGACUGUCCAGAGUCGAGACCCAGGAUGGACCGCUCGUCGGGACCCAGGAUGGACCGCUCGCCUGUAUCGGUUGGGGACAUCUCUACGCUGCUGAUCCGCUUGAGAUGGUUUCCUGUGGACGGGACUCUCACUGCUGUCUUGGAGCCACUAUGGAUUGAACUUUCACAGUAUCAUGUUAGACCCGCUCGACAUCCAUUGCUUUCGGUCCCCUAGAGGGGGGGGGUUGCCCACAUCUGAGGUCCUCUCCAAGGUUUCUCAUAGUCAGCAUUGUCGCUGGCGUCCCACUGAAUGUGAAUUCUCCCUGCCCACUGGGUGUGAGUUUUCCUUGCCCUUUUGUGGGUUCUUCCGAGGAUGUUGUAGUCGUAAUGAUUUGUGCAGUCCUUUGAGACAUUUGUGAUUUGGGGCUAUAUAAAUAAACAUUGAUUGAUUGAUUGAUUGAUUUCCGAACUCUAAAUGGGUGAAUUUUGGCGAAUUAAACGCCUUUCUGUUUAUUAGUCUUGUAGCGAUGACGUCAGAACGUGACGUCACCGAGGUAAUACACCCGCCAUUUUCAUUUUCAAUAUAUUACAAACACCGGGUCUCAGCUCUGUUAUUUUCCGUUUUUUCGACUAUUUUUUGGAACCUUGGAGACAUCAUGCCUCGUCGGUGUGUUGUCGGAGGGUGUAACAACACUAACGGAGGGAUUCAAGUUGCACCACUGGCAAGAAAUCUGCUGCCAGACCCCCAUUGAAUGUGCCAGAGUGUCUUCACAUUUUACCGGCGAUGCUAAGACAGACAUGGCACAGAGAUGUAUGGAUAACCUGCAGAUGCAUUUGCAACGAUUAAGUCAACAAAAUCACAAAGGUGAGUUUUGUUGAUGUUGUUGACUUAUGUGCUAAUCAGACAUACUUGGUCGCGGCAUGACUGCCAGCUAAUCGAUGCUAACAUGCUACGCUAAUCAUUGCUAAAAUACUAUUUAAGUUGCUCCAGUGUAACAAGAUGAGAAAGUCCUGAUCGUUUGGUCCGCACAUUUUACCAGCGAUGCUAAUAAGGCACCCAUGCUAUGGCCAAAUAGCGUCAAUAGCUAUUCGCUCAAUAGCUUCGGUUUCUUCUUCAAUUUUGUUUUCGCUAUCUGCCUCCAUAC
Nerophis ophidion (straightnose pipefish) is the source of this 5608-nucleotide messenger RNA. RefSeq lists its product as uncharacterized. Gene Ontology annotation, molecular function: catalytic activity. The record is from RefSeq and is a predicted model, not a curated record. The transcript is spliced from 3 exons. The coding region runs from base 1230 to 2723 and encodes 497 amino acids. NCBI's taxonomy places the organism in Eukaryota, Metazoa, Chordata, Actinopteri, Syngnathiformes, Syngnathidae.